This is a messenger RNA of Cololabis saira (Pacific saury), 8207 nucleotides long. It is a transcript of the gene carmil2, whose product is annotated as capping protein regulator and myosin 1 linker 2. Gene Ontology annotation, molecular function: protein binding. Gene Ontology annotation, cellular component: plasma membrane; lamellipodium. Bases 47 to 5377 code for a protein of 1776 amino acids. Gene Ontology annotation, biological process: cell migration; regulation of Arp2/3 complex-mediated actin nucleation. The transcript has 41 exons. The record is from RefSeq and is a predicted model, not a curated record. NCBI's taxonomy places the organism in Eukaryota, Metazoa, Chordata, Actinopteri, Beloniformes, Belonidae.
UGAUGUGCAGCGGAGAAUCACAGCUGAUGGUUUCCUGAUCUACAGCAUGGACGGUGUCUCUCAGAAGCUGCGAGAUGAAAUCUCAGAGCUGGUGAAGCCUCACAGAGUGUGUGUGGUCGCCCCCGUCAUCCUGAACGCCCCCAGCCAGCCGUGUGGUAAAUCUGCAGACCGGUUUGUGGUGCUGAGUCGGUGGAGAGGUUACCUGGUCACAAACAAGAACCCGCUCAAGGUGGAGAACACAUUCAGCUACCUGGAGAUUUCCUCCAUCAACAUCCCCAGCCUCACACAGGUGGUGUUGGAAGUGGACCAACAGAUUCUGUCCUUCAGCGUACUCCAUGUCACAGAUAUGGAAGCCAUGAUCAGUCACAUGACUGCUGCACUGAAGAGGAUUUUCCAUGAUUCUUCUCCACGAAAGCUUCUAAAGAUGGUUCCCCCAGAUCUGCAGGAGAGACUCCACACACUGAUGACCAUGGUUGAGGAGCAGCUGGACGGCCAGCCGGGCCCCUGUGGAGGAUUCUCUGACACGUAUGCUGCCCUGUGCGACUUAAAUGAGAUGGCAUUUAAGGAGGAGAUCCAGUGGGACAUUGAUAACCUUUACUACAUACAUCAGUGGAGGAAGUUCAACCUGCAGGACUUCAGCCACCUGGACAGCAGCGACUUGGCAUUGGCAGUGGCAGCUCUGUCAUUCAACCAGUGGUUUACCAGGCUCUGCUGCAAAGAAAUCAAACUGUCAGUUGAUGUCCAACAGCAGCUGACCUUCCUCCUGUCCAGCUCUCCAAGUCUGCAGGAGCUCUCUCUGGAGGACUGUGGACUCAAAGUAGAUUUUGCAGUCAAAAUGAGUGCAGCCCUCCGAGAGCACAAGUGCUCCCCCCUGCAGUCCAUCAACCUGUCCGGCAACCCAGUAGAAGACAAAGGUGUAAUGGCUCUAAGUCAGGAGUUACAACAUCUGGAUGAAGGAGUCAGUCAUCUUUCCCUGAGUCGAGUGUCGAUGACAGCUAAAGGUCUGGGAUGUCUUAGCAAGGUGUUGUCCUCCAAUCAGCUCUUCUCAACCUCCCUGACCCACCUGGACCUGUCUGGAAACUCGGGGAGCCUGGUCACUGAAGACGCUACGUUUCUCUUCAAGUUCUUGUCCAGCACAAACUCGCUGUCCCACCUGGACCUCAGUGAUACCAGCUGCCCCCUGGACACGCUGUUCGUGUCCCUGUCUGCUGGAUGUUGUUACAAGCUGGUCCACCUGAACCUGGCCAGGAACCCCUUCACCCAUAGAAAGGUACGGGAGGUGACGAGGAGCAUCCAAGAGUUCUUCGGUCAGAGCUGCCAGCUCAGAUAUGUGGGUCUGUCUGCAACCAGGUUACCUCCACAAGCUCUCAGGCUGCUGCUGCAGGGUCUGGCCACCAACACUCGACUCUUUGGUCUGGAGCUGGACCUCAGCAGCUGUGAGCUGCGUUCGGCAGGAGCUCAGGUGGUCCAGGAACACAUCUGUGAGGCGUCAUCCAUCAGCAGCCUGGACAUCUCUGACAACGGUCUGGAGAACGACAUGGUGACUCUGGUUCUGUCCGUCGGUCGCUGUCCGUCUCUUCGUCAUCUUUCUCUGGGGAGGAACUUCACCCUGAAGUCCAGAGCUCUGACUGACCUUCUUCAUCGUAUCGCUCAGCUCAUCCAGGAUGAGGAGUGUCCCCUCCAGUCUCUCUCUGUGUGCGACUCAAAGCUGAAAACAGGGAUGCACAUCCUGCUUAGCGCUCUUGGAGGACAUGCCACGUUGGUCGAGUUGGACAUCAGUGGGAACAACAUUGGAGACACUGGAGCCAAAAUGCUGGCUAAAGCCCUGAUCACCAACACCAGACUGAGGACAUUGUCAUGGGACAGGAACAACGUCACUGCCAGAGGUUUCCAGGAUGUGGCAGAUGCCUUAGAGAGGAACUUCACACUACAGAACGUGUCCCUCCCCCUGGCUGACAUCAUGCAAAGUUACCGGAGCAACCCCGAACGAACUAAAGAAACACUCCACAAGAUUCAGGCGUGUUUAGACAGAAACAACCAGAGACAGUCCAGCAGCAAGCAGCUCCAGCAGGUGUUCAAAAACCAACAGUCUGAAAAGGUUCUCCAGGGAAUGUGCCGGCAGUUGGAGGAAAGUCUUGACCGUUUGAGCCACUGCAGUACAGAGGAGGUCCAGAAUGACGUCCUGAUGACACAGGAAGUCCUGCAAAACGCCAGAGACUGUAUGAAGCUGCUUCCAUCUCUGUGUGAGGAAGGCAUGAAGUCUUCCUCUGAUGAAGACCAGAUCAAUGACAUCCUCUCUGACGCUGCUGCAGCUCUGACAGAGGAGCUCACCAGGAACAUGCAGGAGCUGGUUCAGGGUCUGAUGAGGCACGCCGAGGCAACAUGUCCACGUGUGGUGCAGCGGUCCAGCAUUUGUAAAUGUCUGUCAGACUCUGUGAACAAAAGAAGCCGGCAAGCUCACGUCUUCCUGAGGAACACUGUCGUGGAAACCACAGGCAAAGUCAUCAGUGCCAAGCUGUGUGAUCUGAGACAGACGUUAACCGACACUCUGGCUGAAAGUGUUGUAGAGCAGGUCCUGCAGGAUCUGACGGCAGCGCAGGACAAGAUGGAUUGUCUUGUUAAAGAAAAUUCAUGCAACAGAAUCAACAUCCCAGAGCUCCGACUGGGAGACGGAGACUUCCCCACUGAUGACUACAGUCCAGCGAUCUGGAGAAACAGUGUACACUGCAAGAGCCUGAGGCCUGCUGCUUCACUGAAGAGUCUCUUGGAUGCAGACUGGGAGCAUCAGAGCAGGGACCGACGAUCAGAGAAGCAGGGAGGAGGCAGCGCUGGAGAGGAGGACGGGGGAGGGAGCUUCAUCCUCCCACGGCUGCUGCCAGCCACCCCCCCAAGUCCCUCCCCUUCCACUUCCACUUCCUUGUCCCCCCCCCCACCAGCAGGCGGGGGGAAGAGGUGUAGGGAGGGGGAGGUGUCAGCGGAUGCUGCAGUAUCAGGAGGCAGAGGAGCAGUGCUCGUCUCCCCUCCCAGUCUCCCCCCUCCAGCUCCAGAGGAGGAGGCGGCCGGCUACGGACGCUUACACCGAAGACAGGCGCCCUUCCCCGGCUGCGGCCCCCUCCACGACCCCGGAGCCCCCUCUGCUCCCAUGGAGCCUCUACCCACUGGGGGCCACUCUCUCCGGCACUACACCGCUUCCCGUCCGCGGCCGCGGCGCACGCACACACAGCCCCCUGCCCCCCGGCCUCAGGAGUCCGAGUCGAAGGAAGAGAAGGAAACUGAUGAGGUGAUGGGCCGAGUAGACGAGGGUGUCGAGGAGUUCUUCACCAAGAAAAUCAUCCCUGACUAUGCACUAAAAGGCCAGUGGGAGGAGUCAAACCCUGCCCAAGCCACCCCCUCAGAGUUAAGCCCCACCCACCCAGCCUCCACCUCUUUUUCCUCUUCUUCUGACUUCAUCACCUCAUCCAUCCCUGUCACCUCUCCUGUACCUACCGACACGUCCAUCACAUCUCCUGAUACCACUCUCCCUGCCACGUGUCCCUCUCACCCCACCUCCACUGCCAUCACCACCACCACCACCUCCACUCUUCCCACCAAAAAUAUCAAGAAAAAGUUUGGGGAUUUCUUCGCCUUCAAGAGGGCUCGAACCGGCCGAGUUGCGAAGGCAGGUGGGGGAGAGGGAGGAGGAGCAGAGGGGGUGAAGGUUAAAAGGACCUCCAUCGCAGAUCUCAUCCGACCCCUCCGUGAGGCCAAGGAAAGGGAAAGAGAGAGGGAGAGGGAGAAGGACAGAGAGAAGGAGAGGGGGGAGAGGUCAGUGGAGGAUGCUAACGUUUGUAAUGAUGCCACCACCACAGAAGGAACCGCCGCUGCCAGCCGCCAUCUUGCCGGCGAGGCGACGGAAACUACGCCACCUGUGGUAAUCACCACAACACCUCCCAGUGAGACCGCAUCCUCCUAUCCCACCAUCACCAUGAGCCCUGACCUCAGCAGGGGCCUGGCAGAAUCUCCUGUACUGCUGGGUCUCAGCCAGAGUCCUACAGGGACUUCUUCUAGAACUGAGCUGGACACGCAGUCAGGAGGAACCCCGUCUGGAGAGAAGAGGCUCAGGGUGACCAAGAGACUGAGGGAGGUCAAGAGCCAGAGUCUGAUCCUGCUAACAGGACUGGAGCCUGAGGAUAAGGACAACACACCCAGUAAGAAACAUGCAUCUGAGAGCUCGAGUUUUGAACAGAGGCUUCAAGUGAUGCUGCACAGGAUGGGUGUGACCAAAAGUCCACCUGCUGACACCAAGGCACGCCAGAAUAAAGACGAGGAGCUGAGAAAGGCCAACUCUGAAGGAGCAAUCCUGGACCGACAUGAUCCCCCUCCUGCACACACCAAACCCAGAACCAUGUCCAGCUCAUCAGCUGAGCCAAGGCAUCCCACGAGAGCACAGGGUCCCAUCCCACCAGACCCUGUCCUCCUGCCAAAGCCUCCCAUCCCCGGGCGGCCUGCAGGCUUCCUGCCUCCCAAACCUGCCGUCGCAGCUAAACCAGCCCUCUCCACCGCUGCAGGAGCUACGCCUCGUCCCUCCUCUGCUCCUCCUUCCAGCACUUCCACACAGCAUCAGGAUGGAAGUCUGGAAGGAGAACAGGGAGCAGCCCCAGCUCUGCCCCCCAGGAGAGAAGUGUUACCUUCACCUCCAUGGACGGCCGUCGGUGCACAGCUUCGCUCUGAGAAAGCACAAUCAGUGACUGAGGAGAGUCUCCCGAAGCCUCGGCAGCACCUGAAGCCUCCUCCACAACGCCGAGCUGUGUCUGUACACGAGGACACUCUGGCCAUGACACAAGAGCUUAAGGCAGUCUUACAGAAGUCGCCCAUCCGUUUCCAAGGAAACAGACGAAAUCUGCCCUCGUGCAGAGAAGAUGAAGCACAACAAACUCAAGAUAGUUGCACAGGACAACAGACGGAUGAAGACACAAAGGAUAAAGAAAGGAUUAAAGACUAUGGAAGAGCAGGACUGAGGAGCCAGCACCCACUUCCAGGAGAGGAACGACCUCCACCUUCAAGGUGUGCUUCCACUCUACAGGAAGUGAUGCUGCCGUCUACCUUGGAGAAGCCUCCAGAACCAACUCAAGCCCUGCAGAAGUCUCCUGUAACCCCAACUUCACAGAAAAAGAGCCCAAGCACAAUCUCUGCCCCCCGGACUCCAGAGAGACUGCAGGUCUCCUCCCCCACCACAGCCCCAGCGUCCCCUAGAUCCCCAGAAGCCCCCCAGGUGGGACCCCUGCCCCACCUGAAGGAUAGGAGUGGCAGAACAGAGCGGAGAGGAGAAGCGGCAUCUCAUCGGAACACAACAACACCAGAACCAGCCCACAGCAAAACCAGCAAACACCACGACUGACUGACAACUGGGAAACGUGCAGUAAGGGGAGGGGCAGCCCUGCACCAAGAGGGGGGGGACUGCAGACACAUGUGUCAGGCGAGUUCUCCCUAAACUCUGACAAUGAACAUGCAGGGAGCAACAAACUUAUCAAUACUAGUUUGAAGGGAGCUCAUGGAUUUUAAUAUGGCAGGUGCCAUGAAAGAAUUUGAAAGCUAUCCUUUUUGCCCAAAAUUAUUCUUCACUCCAAAAUAUCCAAAUUAUCAUCCACAGCUGCACGAAGACGGUGUGGUGUCAGGUCAUCCGUGGACCAACAAAUCAUCAUCAUCUUGAUUUUCCUCUUUGGGCUCAGACUCAUGAUGUUUAAUCACUUAUUUUAAUACUGAUGUCCAGUGUUCUGCUCUACACCCCAAAUGUAAAGAAAGUUGGGACAAAAUGAAAAAAACUAAAAAGAAAAACAAAUGCAGAAAUUUACUCUGACGUUUAGUUCUCUGCAGAAAGCAUGAACCCAAGAUAUUUCACACACACUUCUUUGUUAACUUCCCACAAGGCUCCAUAUGACAACCUCUGCUUUAAUUCUACAUAAAAUUCUGCAUCAUCUGGUGUUAAUGAAUAAAAAUUCAAUACAAAAUUCAAAACUACUCCAAAUCACCAAGAAUAACUUAUUUGUUGUUAAUUAAAAUACAUUAAUUGCUGUUACUAUUAAUAUAAAUGUCAGUUUAUAUGCAGAUGACACUGAUUUAUGUCUCCUAAUCAGUAUUCCAGACCAUCCGUUGGGUGCUUUAUGCUCUGUAUCAUUAACUAGCCCAGAAUCCAGACUCUGUGAUUGUCUGGGGUUGGAUAAGUGUCCUUGGUAAAGCUCAUUUCCACGUCUGUGAUGGCAGCAUCAGUAUCAGAAUUGCAUGAAGCAUGUCCAGGAAUGUGUCUUAGAAGUUCACCAUCAAUGUCCUUGGUAGGUAAAAGUAAAACCUCUGGAAGCCGAGGUUCCGUUUCCUCCUGAGGUCCUGGGUGAUCCUCUCCCAGGACAGAGAAAGACUCCAUGUUGUUGACUGAGGGUUGGGGUUGGGUUCUUCCAGGAGUCCACUAGUACCUCCACUGGUUGCACUAGAACUCCAGGUGGUGAAUCUCCUGCGCUCCCGUUGUGAAUGCACGGAUGUCAGAGCUACAUGCUGCUUCCUGAGACAAAGAUAUCCGGCCGGUACAAUUGCACACCUGAGGACGAACGGGGGCAAAACUAACACCUGAAGACCAGAAUGGCUUUUAGAUUUUGUGAAAAGGAGUAGAAACACAACAAAGGCUUCACUAGAAGACGUUCUUGUGGAGGGUGUUGCAAGUCUGAAAUGCUAAAACUGAUGUUUGUUAACAAGUGAAGAACAGUUGUUGAGGGAAACGGUUCAUGUCUUAGCUCCAUACAGUCUGCAAACAACAAUGUCAAAGUAAAUGUAAGAAUCAGUGCUUUUUUUAUAUUGUCCUAACUUUUAUUGAUUUGGGGUGGUAGGGGGUUCUUUUCCAUGUCUGGUUGAACCUGUCAACAAGUCGGUGUUGUUCCGAGUCUAAAACCAGAUUCAUGAGCACCUGGAGCAUUAGUUUGUAGGCUCCUCAGACAGGGGCAACUCGUGAGCAUGUUUGUGAGUAAUAUUUGACUUGUCGUUUUCAUCGUUCUCUCGACACUGCAUUAUGAUGAUUUAAGGGGCUUUCAGGUGCGGUUUACUCCUCAAUGUGAAGAGAACAACAAUAUUCAGGGAACGGCUGCUUCCUCAGAAAUCUGCAGCAAUUCUGACAACUUUUUCAAAGGUUUAUCAAGAUGCAGCAUUGAUCUCUUUUUUUGAUCAAUGACAUAGUCGUUUUACUCUGACUCUGAAACUGUUAGAUAGUUUUUCUCGUGUGAGUCCUGCUCCUCACUCCUGUUACUGGGUUCCUGAUCCAAUCAGUCAGGCUACUGCCCGUCAUGUUGCCACGGCAACAGGUGCUUUUGUCUGAACUGAAUCUGGUCCAAGGGGAUCGAGGCAGACCCCGAGUGAGGAUAGUUGCUCAUCUAUGACUGGAGAUUCGAGGAACAAUCUGCAGAUGACAUGAAUACUUGUGGAAGCAGAAAGUCAUUUUUAAAGAUAAAAGUCUCUGUAAGCUCUUGAUAUGACGGUUCUUCCAGACCCCUAUUUAAUGCUGUUUUGCUGGUGCAACUCUUAAAAUGACAUUGAUAAGCCUGGAAACUGUGUAUAUGACAGUUUAGGGCAAUUCUGAACCUUUGAAAGUCUGAAAAAGCAGAAUAUCAGACAUUUAAACUCUUGUUUUUUUCUUCCUCAUUUAAAUUCCAAUGGCUCACUGGCCUUUAGUCACCAACAUUCAACCACCGAGAUCUGAGUCAGAAAACGUUGUCCUCGGUUUUUCCAUGCAUUAAUGCUAAUACUGAGUAAUUCAAAUGUAUUUUUUCCUUAAAGUGCAAAAGUCAAUGUUCACAGCAGAGAUUCCAUUCUCACUGAAAUGGUCAUGUUUUGACCGCAUUUUUGUUAUUUCCCUUUUUUAUGAGCUCACCGUUAUUGAUGAUUCUUCAGCAGCUCCAACAGCUGAGCCGAGCCAGCUGUCUUAGUGAAUGAGUCUUCACUCAGCCCCGCCCCUUGUAUCACAGGAGAUGGAGGGAUUAUUUUGCUCCUCCUUCGGUUCAGGGGGCGUUAUUGCUCUUUAUAGUUCAGCCAAAUCAUAGUUUAGCAGUUGAGCUUCAAGAGCCGGUUUCGGCAGCCAAGGCUGUUGCAGUUCAGCUGUUGCACAUUGUACCUGACCCGUAUGUCCCCUGGUGUCGGUGCUGGGCCCAUGCACCGGUGGGUCAUUUGGGCUGAAAUGGACCUUAAACCAG